Molecule: messenger RNA, 431 nt
Organism: Cherax quadricarinatus
Lineage: Eukaryota; Metazoa; Arthropoda; Malacostraca; Decapoda; Parastacidae
Source: RefSeq, a predicted model, not a curated record
UUAAUGCUGUAAAAUGAAAUUAUGUUUACAGGAAUACGGAAACAUGACAAUGGCCAUUCGAGGUCGUCUGCAAUUAACACUUGCACUUUUAAAGCCAGAUGUUUCUCAAGUGCCUCAUGUCCUGCAGGCCAUACAUAACAGGAUUAUUCAAGAAGAUUUCCUGGUUGUGCGGCAUAAGAAGAUUUGGUUAUCUGAAAAAGAAACACAAAAGUUUUAUGAAGAACACAAAGAAAAGUUUUUUUACAAUAGACUUGUAACAUUUAUGGCAAGUGGUCCCAUCAGUGCUCUCAUAUUAGCCCAUGAAGAUGCUAUCAAUCGGUGGAGGUCGGUGAUGGGGCCUACUAAAGUCUACAAGACCAAGUAUGAGGCGCCGGAUACUAUCAGGGGGAUGUACGGCCUCACUGAUACUCGCAACUCCACCCAUGGCUCAG